Molecule: messenger RNA, 1899 nt
Organism: Pectinophora gossypiella (pink bollworm)
Lineage: Eukaryota; Metazoa; Arthropoda; Insecta; Lepidoptera; Gelechiidae
Product: activin receptor type-2B-like
Exons: 7
Coding region: 307-1899 (530 amino acids)
Biological process (GO): protein phosphorylation; cellular response to growth factor stimulus; activin receptor signaling pathway
Cellular component (GO): plasma membrane; activin receptor complex
Molecular function (GO): ATP binding; activin binding; activin receptor activity
Source: RefSeq, a predicted model, not a curated record
GCCAACCUUUCGACGAUAAAAUAAUUCUUUAUUUCGGAAAUAUAAAUUAAAACCGACUUAAUUAAUCCUGUUACACUGAUUGCGCUCGUUAAUUAUCCACUUUGAUUCGUGUGGCCCGGUUUCUGGUGAUGUGAUUGAUUCUUUAUUGACAUUAUUCGUAAAUGCGUUGUUUGUGAUUUUGUAUCAUGUACUUGUGUUGGGUUGGGGAGACUUCCUAAAUAGACGUUUGAUGUCGGGGCCGCGUACAAAAAUAACAUUGGUUCGAGUUGGAUUGAAGGGCUGACCGCGGGCCGAGCCCUGUCGACCAUGGCUACGGGAUUUGUGCUUCGUUUUUUUGUGUUUCUACUGGGAGUCCAUGGAUCGUUAUCAGCACCACCAGCGGACGAGACGCUUCCCCCACGUCCUAAAGAAGGGGGAGUACGGACAAGCUUCUGUGAAUUCCACAAUGACUCUCUGCCACCGCAUUGUGACAACUCUACUGACACAGCUAAUGUAAAGUGUAUCAAUGGUGUGAUGAAAGAAGCGUGCCAACCUAUAGAAAAUGAUAAGAGCACUCAUUGCUUUGUCUUAUGGCAGUUUGACAAUAUUACCAACACGGCAAUAGCUAAAGUCAAAGGUUGUUUCCUUGACACCGUUGCAUGCAACGACCGAGCAUCAAGCUGCCGGUUGCACUAUACGAAACUUGCUCUCCUUCACUGUUGCUGUGAAGGGGACAUGUGCAAUGCAAAUGCAACAUUCCCUGGAUUGGAAGCAGGAAUAGUUCCAACGGACCCUGCACCGGAAAAAGUUCCGGCGUCACCUCUGCCUACACCUGAAGAUGACACAACCGCCAUCAUUGUGUAUACUAUGACUCCGUUGUUCAUGCUGUUUGUUGUUCUAAUUGGCUGCUACAUGCUGUACAGGAGGCGUAAAGACACCUCCUUUGCUGAAUUAGCUAAUGGAGAAGUUUCAUUAUCAAGACCGCCCUCAGCCGGAGCAGGGAUGGAGAAUGAAGGAGCUGGCUUGGUCAGCCAGUUGACUCUUUGUGAAGUUAGGGCUAGGGGACGUUUUGGGGCCGUAUGGAGAGCAAAACUUGGUCCGAGAGAUGUUGCUGUGAAAGUCUUCCCGUUGCAAGACAAGCAGUCUUGGCUGGCUGAACAAGAGAUCUUCAGGCUGCCACGAAUGGACCAUCCGGACAUAUUGCACUACAUUGGUGUGGACAAGAAAGGAGACAACUUGCAAGCUGAGUACUGGCUCAUAACUGCUUUCCAUGAGAAGGGUUCACUGUGUGACUACCUGAAGGCGAACACGCUGACUUGGGCGGAGGCCUGGCGCGUGGCUGCGUGUGUGGCACGCGGCCUCGCACAUCUGCAUGAGGAGGGCGGCGGGAAGCCCGCAGUGGCCCACAGGGACUUCAAAUCAAAGAACGUGCUUCUGAAAGCGGACCUGAGCGCUUGUAUCGCGGAUUUCGGCUUGGCACUGGUGUUCGUCCCGGGGCGCGGCUGCGGCGACGCGCACGGCCAAGUGGGGACGCGUCGGUACAUGGCACCCGAGGUGCUGGACGGAGCCAUCAACUUUACGAAAGACGCUUUCUUGAGGAUAGACAUGUACGCCUGCGCACUGGUGCUGUGGGAGAUCGCCUCCAGAUGUUCAGAGGGCGGCAUCGAAGCCAACCCGUACCGUCUACCCCUGGAGGAGGAGGUGGGCGCUCACCCCGCGCUCGACGAGAUGCAGGAGGCCGUGGUGCAGCGCAAGAUGCGCCCGCGCAUACAGAACCAGUGGCGGGAACACCCUGGCCUGUCGGUGGUGUGCGACACGAUGGAGGAGUGCUGGGACCACGACGCGGAGGCGCGGCUGUCGGCGUCGUGCGUGCUGGAGCGGGUGAGCGCCGCCCGCCCGCCCGCCGCCGCGCCCCCCUAA